Messenger RNA from Peronospora matthiolae, 666 nucleotides. Lineage: Eukaryota; Oomycota; Peronosporomycetes; Peronosporales; Peronosporaceae. The record is from the annotation of a GenBank genome assembly.
AUGCGGUGCGCGAACAAGGCCGCCGAGAGCGCGUCCGCACGUCUCUGUGCGGAGGCCGAAGCGGAAACAGCAGCAACUGAUGUCUCAUCGGUUGCUGAAGCGACUCAGCCUGUGUCACUUGGUGAUGCAGGCGCUGGUCAUGAAGACACGCAUGUCUAUACAGAGUAUGAGCUCGGUGUCUCAUACUCUCCUGACACGGAAGACGGAUCCGUAUCGACGGCGAUUGAAUCCAAGCCGCCUGCCAAGCGUGGCAUGGAUGAUGCUAUGCGUCGCAGCAUCUUUGGUUCAUCUGAUGAAUCAGAUGAACCAUCGCCGAAGCGAAGGCGCUCGAGAUCGCAAGACUCGGGCGCUCACAGUGGUGUUGGUUCUCCUAUUGACACCACUUCUCAAGAAGAGCGGGACCGCAGCGUGUUGCGUCUCGCUCCCGAAAAGAAGGCAUGGAUGCCUCCUAAAUCCGUCAUGGAUCACUUGUCGGCGACGACGAGUGAUCGAUAUCGAACACGAUUGUUCGAUUCGUCAAGGAUCCAUCACCUUGACCCCAGCGCGAAAAACUAUCGCGCUGAACAUGAAUUCUUCAUCGAUGCUUUCUUUAGACGUCGAUGGUACAGUGGGAAUCACAAACGUUGGUCCCUCACUACUUCAGGCGUGGAACGCCUACAUCCAUAA